GUGGCCAUCAGUGUUUUUUGAUCAGCUUUGUAGAACGCAUCAAACAAAGACCGGACGCCACUUUUAAGAUGGAAGUUGACGAAAAUGCGGCCGAAAAGUUUCGUUGGAUUCGGCUUAGCCGGACAUUUGGAAGGUUUUCAUUCAAUUUACGGUUUAAUCCAGUGGUAACGUUCGUCUCAGCUGCGAUUAUAUGGUUCUUCGUAAUCUGGUGUUCGGUGCAAGCCGAUGUUGCGCUAGAUGAAAUGAGCAAAUGGAUGAAGUGGAUAACGAACACCUGUACAUGGAUGUACAUCGGGACGCAGGACGUCUGGGCCAUCUUCAUCGUUGUCCUGUACUUUUCCAAAUACGGCAAAAUGAAACUGGGAAAACCGGACGACAAACCGGAUUUUAGCGACGCAACAUACUUCACAAUGCUUUUCGCGGCUGGGAUUGGUGUUGGGUUGUUCUAUUUCGGCGUUGGUGAGUGUUUUAAUUAAAGUGGGAUCCAUCGGGGAUUUUUGAACAUUUUGUCCUAAACUGCCUGACAUAUUUUAAUGAGUUUUCUUUAGAGGAACUACAUCUGCGACUAACAUUUAAAAAAUAUUCGGCAUAAGUGAAAUGUAUUCUAUUAGCCCCUUUCAGUUUUUACUGUUCCAAUUUCGAUUCAUUUCGAGUCGUUUUCUCCAAAAAUCGAGCCGCCUGUUGAUAUUUUAAAGAGCACGCCGAUUGCCAUCUCGUGACGACGGGUAUUGUCUGAAACCAACAACUGUGCGCGCGAAAUUAAUACGACACGUUUCUAGUUUACACUGCUUGAAAAACCUUCCAAGUUUUGCCUCACCUUUAACCCGAAACAUGAUAACAGACUGAAAACAAAAUUUUUUGGUUACCAAACUGCUCUGUGAGUUUGUCUGUCUAGCGUUUGGUUUGACGCCGGUUUUCCGACGACGCACACAAACAAGCAAACGAAAACAGACACAAAUAAAAACAAAACAAAGAAAACUGGGUUAAGAAGGCUAAGGACAGCCUUGUUCAGGCACAUUCAAGGUGAUAGUAGCGGAGUAGGGCUUGGCAUAAGUAUAGAUUUGUCGCUGAAUAAUGAAGGCAUUAUUAUGGGCUCCCGAGUAAAGUCAUCAUGAAUUUAUUUAAUACUUGCAAGUACUAUUGCUCGUAUCAUUAGUUGAGUAAAAAGGAGAAUUGUACUUUGACACUUGUCAAACGUUUUCCUCAGCUCUAUAUUUUAAGCGAUGAAUUUAAUAUCAUGAUCCCUUCUUAGCUUCUGACUCGACUGCUUUAUGGCAAAUGAAGUCCUAAUGAAUGAAAAUCACGUGCAUAUUCUUUCGUGAUGUUUACUCUGUUUUUAUAGUGGGUGACAGAUUUUAGACAGAUCCCUGGAAGGACAUCUGCAUUAAUAAUUUUUGAUAUCACGCAAGGCCAGGAGAAUGGAGGAUCUUUCGAUUACGAUAAAAGAUAGAUCAAUACCGAAAACAAUUACAAAUACUCGAAGUACACGCAUGUCAGUGCCCUUCUUUAAAUUACCGACGCGCGUUUCAAAUGACGGUGUAAUCCGGCUCUUUUCGUUUCCAUCUAAAAUAAACACUCUCGGUGACCGUGGUAAGUCCGGGGGUGGGGGGGCAGUCGCGAGUCCUGAUCUACCCUCUUCCGCCAAUGAAGCCAUCAGAACAUGGAAUUUGAAAAUAGAAAAUGUUUACUUAUAGGAACAAGUGUUUUGAAACUAUAAUUGCUACCAAAGGAUGAUCGCAUACAACAUUCAUCUAGUAAUUUAUAAAUGAAGUAUUUAUGGGCGCUUGUCGUUAAGUAUCAUAAACAUGUGAACGAUGAAAGUGGGUGCCGGUGGAAGUUAAGACCUCACUCCCCUCCUGGAUCUGCCACGAAGCCCAACUCUGGGCGGAAACGGCGUUGUCUUUUAAGCAUCGCAGGCUCAAAUGCAGAAAAUAGUUGAGGUAUAAAUAUUUUUGAAUGUUUUUAAAAAUAAAAAUGUAUACCGAAUAUAAACAUGUACUUGGCAACACUUUUCGCCCCCCGUAAGCUGCGAUGUCAAGAAUAAUCAAUACAGUCAGCUCAAUAUUUGAACGUCAGACUCAGCUGCCGAAACCGAAAAAAUGUGUGUUAUUUUUGUGGCCGGAAAUAGAAAGGCUUGUAAGUAAUUUGCAUUUUUUUUUCUCUUAGGCGAGUAAAAUAACUCACUCCAGUAAAAUUACUGUUAGGACGAAACGGAAAGGCGUUGCCGCGUCUAGAAAAUUUGAUUAGUUUUGGACUUCGACGUCAACAGAGCACCUUGAUAUCUAGCCUAGCCUGUUCCACCCUCUCAGAUAGUUCAGUGAAAGUAACGCGACAACAUGAGCGCGUGAUCUAGGAAAACGGGGCCGUGAUUCCGUUUUAUUUCCGUGUUUGCGCUUUCUCAAUUUCGCGGGCCCGACUGUCUCGGAGCCCCUGGAACCUACUUCAGUUCUAUUUUUUCACCCCACCCCCUCUCCCCUAAAAGCGAUUCUCCAAUGAUCCAGACUAAUUUGUGACAGUUUCCAGAUAGUCUACAUGGCGUAAAAGGCGCCGGUCUUUUUAGAGCGAAGGCUGAAAUUUCGAGGACGCGCGCACGUGCACGAGGGGAGAAAAGGAGGCGUGUUCCCCUCGCGCUCUUUGGAAAUCGAAAAAGAAUAAAAAACUAACCGGCGUCUGUCACGUAGGCUACUAUAUAGUUCCCAGACCAACGACGGUCACGUUAUUUCUGGAUUUAGCAAGCCAAAGGAGAUAUUAACUUUAAGAGCUACACUGUAAAUCUGAGGAUAAAUAAAGGUGAUGUAUGUAUGUAUGUAUGCUUAAAGGUAUCGUUCACAACUAGCAGUCUAUUCAUUCAAAAGUGAAAACAUACUGUAGCAAAAGAGACCACAAUGUUCUUACAGUAAACUCUGUUGACACAUACAGCUACGUGUACCAUAGUGUGCAGCAGGAUACCCUAAAAUCACACAUGAUUCUCCCUGUUAUUUAGCCCUAGCCCUGAUCGUGCCCUCGGGCUGUCCCAUACUCCUUGCGGCAAUUUCUCUUGCAUCUGACGUGCACACGGCACAGAUAUGAUGCUAGAGUCCAAAGUCACUCGUUCCAAGUUUCCAGUGCAAGGUUGAUUCAGAUUGAACGGUGAUUCCAAGCAACAGCACCAGGGGCACCCAACGACUGUUUUCUGUAAAAUAUCUGUUCGGAGGCGCAAAAAUUGCCUCUUUUUCUAUAGCUUGAGGAAGGCUAAAAAUUUCUAGAUAACCGUUCCAUUCAUGUACAAUUUUCGUAACAUAUCUAAUAAAUUCUCUACGAUUUUCUAAAGUUUAAUUUUUCGCAUUUCAGUACCCAAGUUUGCCCGUUUUUCUUAGAAAAAGGAAACCUAAAAUUUUCGGAUUCAAACAUGCGAUGGAGGGAGGAAUCAGAAAAAUUCUUACUUUCCUAAAAACUUAAAAUUGCGUCUAAAAUUUUCGGGAAAAUCAUACGGAGGCCCUUGUAAUUUCAAAAAGGCUCAAGUUGCCCUAGGACGACCGAACAGAUACAAAUUUUACAGCACCGCUUAGAAUGCAUUUCUAGGGAGCUGAAAUUACUCUGGAUAGCCUGAAAAGUGUUUUCAAUGCAUUUAGAAGGAAACCGUCGUUGGGUGCCCCUGUAGCACGAAGCCAUUGUGAUUUUUUCUGUAAAUAAGGAAGUAAAGUCCUUUUUUGCGUUCUAGUUUAACACUGCAAUCGCAUUGUUAAUGGCCAAUUUGCAGAUGUUGUUAGAGAGGAAAAACUCCCAUCGGUAUUUGAUCGUUGUUGAAUGAUCAUGUUCGAAGGAAAGUUACCUUCGGAGUGCAACAGGAAGGUACAAAUUUAACGUCACUUUCAGAAAAAUACUAUCAUACUAUCAAAAAUUUUGAUCACGUGAUCAAAUCAUUUCGCUAUGGAUCGAUGCCGCGCGUACCGAAUCAACAACAUGGUGGGCCUCACUGGUUCGCUUUUUUUCCUUGGGUUCUCUGUCAGGGUUGUCGAGACGGGUUGGUGCGUUUAAUUUAUGGUAUUUUCAUUGUUUUUUCACAGCUGAACCUGUUCAUCACUAUGCUUCUACACGUUACUACAAGGCCGGAAAUCGCUACUAUGGAAGGUAAUCACAAAUCCCCCCUCGACACACACCCCCAAAAGGUUUUCCAGCUGUAAAAAAUUUCGAUACAUUUGGUUUUGAUCCAAGAUUUACAGGUUUCGACUUUGUAUUUUAUUAACACGAAAGGGUCUGAAGUGAAAUAUAAACAAAUCGCAUGCUAUUAAAAAGAAGGCAAUAAACGGCUCUUGAUUUACGAAAUUUUGACAAACGACUCAUAGUAAUCCUAGAGGAGGGAAAGUAGCCCCCCACGCAGACGUUCUUAGGGUUUCAUCACGCGUUCCUGCCCCACGACGAACCCUUAAGAACGUCUGCGUGGGAGGCUAGAGGGAAAGACGAUAAAAAAGGCAUACGAAACGUGAACACAAUUUCAAGUGGGUCGACUUUCAGUUAAAAUUACAGAUUGCUCAAUUAAUUUAAAAACACUUUCUUAUGGUGGGAAUUUAUGCAUUUAUCAUUUCCGGGUGCGAAACCCUUUUGGCGCUUGUGAUCAUGGCCUCAUUGAAACCCCAAUAAUCCCGGCAAAUACAGUAAACACACGCUAAUAAGAACCAAGGGGUUAAGAACCUCCUGGGAGAAAUUUGCCACUUUAAUACCCAAAAAUACAAGAACCUGUUUAGCCAAGCAACUAAGCAGGUUCUUAUAUGUGAUUUACCGUGAAAUUAUGAAAAACAAUUUAAGAAAGGAGUGUAACUGAGUUGUGAGUAAUUUAACAAGAACUUACUGUACUAAACUGUAUAUAAAUUCGGUUACCAGUUUUGGUAGCCUAGUUCUAAUAAUACAAUUGUGAAUAAAUUAAAUGAAAAGUAUAUUUAUUUACCUGGAAAUCAACAAUCUAUUAUCUCCUUCAUAAAAAUUAAGAACCUAAUAAAGAACCUAUUUAAGAACGUACUUAGGCAAUAAGUACCCAAAAUACAAGAACCUAUUUUGCCAGACUUCAAAAACGUUUGUUCUUAUUAGCGGAUGUUUAAUGUACUAAUGUCUCCAAACAUUUUCUAAGAGAAUAAAAGGAGAAAACGUGUUAAAAAAUCAUAGCUUUCCUCUCUUAGGUAAAGUAACAUUGUUCAAUUCUCAUAACCAUUUCCCUUAAUAAUAUGUGUUGUUAGGAGAAAAUUGAUGCAUGUUGGUCACUUUUAAAGACUUUAACGGUUUCUUUUCGACAGACACAACGACAAUCAACGAGCUCAGGAUGCUAUCAAUUUAACUCUAUUCCAUUGGGGUAUCCAUGGUUGGAUCGUGUAUGUGGUGGUUGGUCUUCUUCUCGCGUUUGUGGGUUACAGGAAAGGCCUUCCUAUGACCAUCCGCUCGUGUUUCUACCCGCUUGUGGGCGAAAAGAUCUUCGGAUGGAUGGGUGACGCCAUAGACAUCCUCUCUGUGUGCUGCACUAUGUUUGGUGUUUGCACCAGUCUAGGAGUAGGUGUCAUGCAGAUGAACACAGGAUUUCAACGCAUUUUUAAAAAUUUCGAAUACUCAGUCAAAAACCAAAUCAUCCUUAUUUGGUGCGUGACUGCAUGUGCCACAGCGUCCGUGGUCAGCGGUCUGAAAGUUGGAAUCCGGAGAUUGAGCGAGAUUUGCUUCAGUCUUGGCAUGUUCCUUAUGUUGAUCGGGCUCUUUUACGAAGAUACCUGGCAUGUCUUUAACGUGUAUGUACAAAGCAUAGGUUACUACAUUCAGUGGAUCAUCCAACUUGGCUUCCACACAGACGCCUUUGCACAACUUGGAAAUGCACCGGACGGCAAGCAGGCCGAAACGUGGAUGAAUGACUGGACCAUCUUUUACUGGGGCUGGUGGAUUGCCUGGUCGCCUUUUGUGGGCAUGUUCAUCGCAAAAAUCUCAAAAGGGCGAACCAUAAGAGAGUUUAUUAAUUGCACUUUGACAGCUCCUAUAAUAUACACGUUCUUGUGGUUCUGCAUUUUCGGUAGUGCAGGGUUGAAGAUGGAACGAGAUGCGGAAAAGGCCAGUAUCAUAUGCUCCUCUACUCUAGGAGGUAAAAACAGCACCGAGGCCGCGAAUGGAUUGUUUAGGCUCUCUUGCAGAAAAACAAACGACAUGUGGUUUGACGUCUUGGGCCAAUAUGGUGACCUGGGGCCAUUCCUCUCGGUCGUAUCGCUGGUUAGUAUCAUCCUGUACUUUGUGACCAGCUCUGACAGCGGUUCCUUGGUGAUAGACUGCCUAUCUGCAAACGGUGAUCCGGAGCCACCCACUAUCCAGCGUAUUUUCUGGGCGUUAACAGAAGGCGCCUGUGCCACAUCCCUGCUCUAUGCCGGAGGUAAAAACGGCUUAACUGCCCUUCAGUCCAUGUCCAUAGCAUCGGGCGUGCCUUACACCAUUUUAUUGUGCCUAAUGUGCGUUUCAUUAUGGAGGGCGGUAAAGAUGGAAGAAGGUGAUCUUGAUCAGUACGGUCCACAGUUUACCACUGGCUUGUUAGACGUAUUAAGCAACCCGACGUUGCCUAGCAUUCGAAAGGUCCUUAUUGCCGUCGUCGCACCGUGGUAUCCAAUGGGGAAAGCUGCCUUCAAGAUUGGUGGAUCAAAGGGCCAUCAGAGCGUCUACAUGCUAGCCCUUGCGGCGCCGUUUUAUCUCUGGAUUGUCCUGAUGUUCCUUGAGCAUGUCGUUGACGGAAUAUGGACAGUGGCAUGGACAGUGCUGUUUGCAUUCUUUGCCUACGGCACAGCAAUCCGUAAUGCCAUACGUGAGAAAUACAACAUCAAUGGCAACAUGGUUGAAGAUUUCUUUGCAGUAAUGCUUACCUACCCAUUUGCAGCGUAUCAAAUGGAGCACCAUGUCGAUCAUAUCCAUGGUCUCGACUUAGGUGAGCCGUCUCUGACAAAUGGCGUGGCCCACAAGUCCAUUUGCAUGUCUGAAGUGCGUAUCAACGCCCUCACUGAAAAAGACAGCGGCAUUGACACACCAUCGUCAAACGGCACGGUUUUCCAGGAGGUCGAUGGAGCAAACGUGGACACAUCAGAUAAUGGCUAUGCAAGUUCCAAGACGGACCAUUCUAAUGGGAUGGUAAAUGGUGAUGUAGGUAUUUCUGUUGCUGUUAAUCCUCCAUUUGAAGAAGAAGAACUUUAAAAGCAUCCCAACGAAAGUCAUGGGUGACGUAUUGAAAAUACUUGCUGGACUGACCUUGAGCUUAGCUGAUUAGUGCUUUGGUUUGUAUUAUUUUCGUCAAUAGAGACCUUUAGAUUAUAAGACGAGGACGACUAUGAGUACGAGAUUUCCUCAAAACUAAGUAGUGCGCGCGCGUGAACAGGCGUCAUUUUGGCGGGAAAACGUGGUAGCCGUUGUCAUUCUGCUAGGAGUUUUAGCAAGAAUGUCGGACUGGCGGAAACGGUAACUGUAUCGCGCGAACUUACUCUUUCAUAUUGACGAUCAUGACUAGCACAUGACUAUACCUUACGGAUAAGACUGGCGUAAUAAUUUUUUGUAUCAGGCCCUGGAAUUUGCUUUGAACUGUUACUCAUCUCGUUCUCGUAGAUAGUCUUAUAUAAAAGUUCCUACUGUUGUCGUUGCUUCUCAUGAAAAAACAUGGGCCUUUUUAAAGCUGCCACAAAAUUUAAACGUAAUAAGCUCUAAUGAGCUGACCCAGUUUGUGACUUUUUGAAUAGUUUGAAUAAUGUUCGUUUAGUUUCUGUCUUAAACCUUUUUACUCCCAGAUAGCCUGAGAAAACAGACGAGGAAAUAUCGUCUGUUUUCUCAGGUAACUCCCAGAGUAAAUGACUCUAUGCAGUACUUUCCUGUGGUACUGUUUUUAUGCUGUGCAAGGUGGUUCUAACUUAAGACUCUGUGGAAGAAAUCCUUAAGUGACCAUUCAAAUUAAAGCUACUGAGCAGUACUUUCCUGUGGUACUGUUUAUUAUGCUGUACAAGGUGGUUCUAACUUAAGACUCUGUGGAUGAAAUCCUUAAGUGUGACCAUUCAAAUGAAAGCUACUGAGCAGUACUUUCCUGUGGUACUGUUUAUUAUGCUGUACAAGGUGGUUCAAACUUUAGACUCUGUGGAUGAAAUCCUCGAGUGUGACCAUUCAAAUGAAAGCUACUGAGCAGUACGUUCUUUCUUUAUUAUGCUGUAGAAGGUGGUUCUAAAUUUUGAGUCUGUGGCUAAAAUCGUAUAGUGUGACCAUUUAAAUGAGACCUCUUUAGCGGUAGUUUUACAUGGUGCUAUUUGUUUUUCAGCCUUUUUCAAAAUGAAAUUGGGGCUUAAUGUUGAAUUUCGACUUUGGCCACUUUUGGGAGUGGGGGGGUUACAAUGCGUUGCUUGGCAACCUUCAUGACAGCCAUUUAAACACAGUUACUUGUAAGUAACAAAGAAUAUCAUGAUUAUAGUGUAUUUUUCUGCCGCAUCGAUUUUAGCGCGCGCAAAUUUGUAUGUACUUGGCGUAUUUAUGGAGCAUGUAUUGAUAACCAAGUAUCAGCUUAAGCUGAAGAUACAAUUCAAGAAAUCGAAAGCCACUAGUUUUAUUUAAAAAUUCAACGUAAUUUAAUUUGCUGAUAGAAAAUGGCAAGAAUCUUUCAUUUCGAUUAUUUUAUUAGCUCCUGCUAAAUAAUGUGUUAGUCUAAAUAUGUGUAUGUAAUUCCCAAUAUUUUUCCAUUUCUAAUUGUUCUUCAUAGCUCUCUCCGGAGGAUUUUUUGCUUCAAUCUGAACGAAUAGUUGUAGUCUAAAAUUCACUCAGGGGCACGCAACGACUGUUUUCUGUAAAAUAUCUGUUCGGAGACGCAAAUAUUGCCUAGAAUUUUCUUUUGAUUGAGGACGGCUAAAAAUUUCUAGAUGCAUGACCGUUCCAUUUAUGUAAAAUUUUCGAAGCUCAUCUAAAUUCCCAACGAUUUUCUGAUAUUUAUUUUUUCACAUUUUACUCCUCAUGUUAGGUUAUUGUUCGAAGAAAAAAGAAAAUGUAAAAUUUUCGGAUUGAAAAAUGUGAAGGAAAGAUGAAUCAGAAAGAGGAAUCUCUCUUUUCUAAUACGUUACAUUGCAUCUAAAAUUUUUGGGAAAAUAAUACUGAAGACCUGGUAAUCUCGAAAAGACUCACGUUCCCCUGGGAUGACCGAACAGACACAAAUUUUAUAGCGAGGCUUAGAAUUCAUUUCUAGACAUCUAAAAGCGACACUGGAUAGUCUAAAAAGUGUUUUCAGUGUAUUUAGGACGAAACCGUCGUUGGGUGCCCCUGUUCAUAGCUCGGCCAUAUAUAGUCAUGUUAGAAUGCAGCUUUGAAUUUGAACCUGGUAGCGGGAACUGAAUUUAAUUUUUUAAAUAAUCAUAAAUUAUACGGAGGUGCGCUUCACCUGGUUUGCUUGUAGCGCCUUAUUAAAUAACUAGGGAAACAUAAUUGAACAGGGUAUUUCGACGCACAAUUUGCGGGCCCAGAAUUGGAUUUUCGUACGAGUGAACUGGGUAACAUUUGCGCUUUCUUAAUACUGUUUCCUAAUUUAAACAUCGCCUUAUUUUGUUACCUAUCUAACCCUUUGGUACUUUGAAAACAACGAUAAAUGAUUAAAGUUAUGUUUUUUUAGACUUCAAACGUGAAGACACUACAGUUCUGACUUUUCAUCCUCUCUUUGAACUUGAAAACCUUCCCAAAGGAAUCAC
This is a messenger RNA of Porites lobata, 9689 nucleotides long. The record is from the annotation of a GenBank genome assembly. NCBI's taxonomy places the organism in Eukaryota, Metazoa, Cnidaria, Anthozoa, Scleractinia, Poritidae.